Molecule: messenger RNA, 546 nt
Organism: Didymosphaeria variabile
Lineage: Eukaryota; Fungi; Ascomycota; Dothideomycetes; Pleosporales; Didymosphaeriaceae
Exons: 2
Coding region: 1-546 (181 amino acids)
Source: RefSeq, a predicted model, not a curated record
AUGCCGGCAAACGUGUACCUUCUGGCCAUUCUGGUCGCACUCGUCCACUUUGCUUCGGCGAAUUUCGACCUAUACCGUAUCCACGGCCAGCAGGAUACCACAGGUUCUCCAUGGGGCACGCAACCCAACGGGUACAUGGUUUUCAACAAUGACCCAACCUGCGACGAUAUCCCCGACCCUGACCAAUUUUGGUGGGAACGUGACGACGUGAGCGGAGACAAGAUCGGCGUUCGUUGCAAGGGCAAGAAAGGCUGCUGGGUCGACGACGUAACCAUCUACAAGGACAAAGGACGCCAGGAAGGCGAUACCUGGAUGUAUCCCAUGCUCCGCGUUGAUAACUCGAAGGCCGGGGAAUGCUUUGCGUAUGGAGGCUAUGGUUGGGACUGCCGGUGGAAGCGCAAUCGUGGUAAGCGGCACCAAUGGGGCCAGCGCAAGUUUCGUUGCAUUACCGGCUACGAAUCGAAGGACUUCAAUGACUGCCAUCACGUAGGCAGGAUUGCGGCUACCAACAACGCUACCGCAAUCAACUCGACGGCGGUUGCUUAG